AGCUGGAUCACAUAGGGAAAUAAGGUCUCAAGACCUGCAUAAUGAGUAGAGUAAGGUGGCUUUCAUGCUUUUAUUCCCUCAGCCAUUCAUAUGACUUUCUUGAUUCAUGUUGUGGGAUGCUACAUUUUCUGUUGUUCUUGAAUUAAAGUUCCCUUUUUUGUUUUUUCUUCCAUAAUUGCAAAGUUUGGGAAUGACCCACAAGAUUUCUUCUUGAGUUUGGUGCUGAUUUUGAUUCUACAAAAAUGGAGCUUACUGUCAUGGCAGUUGGUUCUGCUGUUUUAGUGUUUUUGGUGCUGGUUGUUAGACCUCUGCAGUGUGAGCAACCUGCUGUUGUGAAAGUUGGUGCUGUCUUUACCUUUGAUUCUGUGAUUGGUAGAGGGGCGAAGAUAGCCAUGGAAAUGGCAGUUGAAGAUAUAAACUCAGACCCAAGAAUCCUGAAUGGGACUCAACUGAGAAUGGUUAUGGAGGACCCAAAGUGCAGUGCGUUCAUGGGCUCAGUUAAAGCUUUGCAGAUGAUUGAAAAGGAAGUGGUGGCCAUUGUUGGUCCGCAGUCCUCUGCAAUAGCUUCUAUAAUUUCUCAUGUUGCCAACGGGCUCCAUAUUCCGGUAAUUUCAUACGCUGCCACCAGCCCAACACUAUCUUCCCUCCAGUUUCCUUACUUUCUCCGGACAACAGCAACUGACUCCAACCAAAUGGCCGCCGUUGCUGAUAUAAUAGACUUAUAUGACUGGAAAGAGAUUAUUGCGGUCUUUAUGGAUAAUGAUUACGGGAGAAAUGGAGUAACUGCACUAGGCCAUGAGCUUGAUAGAAAGAGGGCAACAAUUUCUUAUAGACUUCCUUUGUGUCCUGAAUACAACAUUAGUAAAAUCUCUGAUGUUCUUAACAAAUCCAAGGCACUUGGGCCUCGUGUUUAUGUUGUGCAUCUUGAACCUGAUCCAAGUUUGAAAUUCUUUAGAAUCGUGAAGGAACUCGAUAUGAUUACUAGCAACUACAUUUGGCUCACAACGGACUGGCUUUCAUCUACUUUAGAUUCAUUACCAGGAGAUAGAGAUUCUUUAGAAAUCCUUCAAGGGGUAGUCACACUUCGUCCGUAUAUUCCCAACAACCCCAAGAAAAAGGCCUUUACGGCUCGUUGGAGAAAUAUGCAGCUCAAGGCAAAAUUCACCACAUAUGGACUCUAUGCUUAUGAUACAAUGUGGCUUGUUGCAUUUUCAAUAGACAGAUUUCUGAAAGAGAAUGGAGGCUUAACAUUUUCCUUGAACAAUAAGUUGCAGUUUGGGAAUCUUAAAGUUUUUGAUGGUGGAGAACUUCUACUAAAGUUUAUAACGAGCUCAAAUUUUACGGGUUUAACAGGCAAGGUUCAGUUUGAUGCUGAUCGAAACCGUAGAGGCAUUGAUUAUGAGAUUAUUAAUGUUGUCAAAGGGACAGCUUAUAAGGUUGGUUAUUGGUCAAAUGUAACUGGUCUAUCUGUUCAAAGCCCCGAGUCUCACAAGGGAAAUAAAGGUUGCUAUUCCCCUGAAGCUCAGAAGCUUAGUAAUAUUACUUGGCCUGGUGGGGACGUUGAAAAGCCGCGUGGAUGGGUGAUAGCCACUAUGGAAAAACCGUUGAUAAUUGGAUUUCCGAAAAGUGUAGGCUUCAGUGAAUUUGUGUCAGAUCUGAACUACAACCACAGUGCACAAGGUUACUGCAUUGAUCUGUUUGAUGAAGUGCGGAAGCUGGUUCCUUAUGAAGUUCCUUUCAGAUUUGAGCCAUUUGGAGAUGGCCUAAAAAAUCCAAAUUAUGAUGAGCUUGUUAGAUUGGUUGCAGAUGGUGUUUUCGAUGCAGCAGUUGGGGACAUAACUAUCACGACCAACAGGAUAAAACUUGUUGAUUUCACUCAGCCUUUCUUCGCAACAGGCCUCGUCGUUGUAGCCCCAAUUGUAAAUUCAACAUCAGGUGGUUGGGUGUUUAUCAGACCAUUUACUCUUGAGAUGUGGUGCUCCACUGCAGCUUCAUUCGUAAUAAUAGCAGUGGUUAUUUGGAUGCUCGAGCACCGUGUCAACGAUGAUUUUCGUGGCCCUCCUUGUAGACAGCUAAAAACUAUGUUCUUGUUCAGCUUCUCAACACUGUACAAAGCAAAUUAUGAAAAUCCAAUAAGCACACUCGGAAGGAUCGUAAUGGUGGUGUGGCUAUUCCUGUUAUUAGUGAUCACAUCAAGCUAUACAGCAAGCUUGUCAUCCAUUCUCACGGUCCAGCAGCUUUCACCAGGUAUUACAGGAAUUGACAGUUUGAUUUCAAGUGGACUACCAGUAGGAUAUCAAGAGGGAUCUUAUGCUUAUAACUAUAUGAAGAACAAUCUGAACAUACAUGCGUCGAGGCUCAUUUCUUUAGGCUCCCGAGAAGAAUAUGAGACUGCACUGCGACGAGGGGCGACAAAUGGAGGGGUGGCUGCUAUUGUCGAUGAGAAACCUUAUGUAGAAUUGUUUCUGUCAACGCAGACGGAUUUUGGAAUUCUGGGACUGCCAUUUACGAAGAGUGCCUGGGGUUUUGCGUUCCGAAAGGACUCUCCCCUUGCUGUCGACAUGUCCACAGCAAUCCUAAAGCUUACAGAGAGCGGUCAAUUUCAGAGGAUCAAAGAGAAAUGGUUCUGUAAGUCCGGCUGUUCAGACGAGACAAGACGAAAGUCAGAGCCUAAUCAGCUCAAUCUCAGCAGCUUCUGGGCACUCUACUCUCUUUGUGGCACAUUUGCCCUCAUGGCUUUCUUUCUCUUCCUAAUCAGAGCCAUUCGCCAGUACAUCAGAUAUAAAAGGAGGCAGAUGGAUCUUUCUUCUCCCACACCCUCAAUCUCAUCCAGCUUUGUUUUCUCUCAGGCCAUUCACAACUUCUUAAAUUUCAUUGAUCAGAAAGAAGAAGCCAUCAAGAAGAUGUUCGCUCAACCUGCCAUACCUCCGACUCAAGUAAGUCAAUAAAUGUACAUUAAAGCCAAGAUAUAUGUCAGGUAUAGGAUCCUAUCGUGAAAAGGGAUCGACAAUUUGAUUUGUAAAUAUUGUUAGGCUAGAUCAUAAAACACAGAACUGAGUAGCUCAUUCUUGUAUGCUUAAACUCUUGUUCUAGAGGUAGGAGGCUUACGGUUUGAUAGCUUCUCUUGUUUGUACAAGAUGCCCACAAGGGGCACCUGUUUUCUGUCUUGCUGCAAAAUUACAUCAUGUCGAUUACAAACUUGAUAUUAGCGUAAACUCGGCUUCUAAACUACAUUGUUCCUGUGCUAUUUAUUUUGGAUCGUUUUGUCGCUUUGCUUCUUAGACCAGUCGAUUAGCAGAAGACGGCAUUGUAAAUAAUCCUAGCUUUUGACGUUUUCAUCGAUGUUAAGUUAUUUUCUGGUGUACUUUGGUAGAGUUUGAACUCUGAAGUGUGCCAUCCUACCAUUGUUUCUGCUUGUAAUGAGCCCCAUUUCUGGUAGCUAUAUGUUUUUUGAUUGAUCUUUAGAGCAACUUUUGCUCAGUUUUCCAAGAGGAGCAUAUUUCCAU
Messenger RNA from Sesamum indicum (sesame), 3506 nucleotides. It is a transcript of the gene GLR5, whose product is annotated as glutamate receptor 5. Gene Ontology annotation, molecular function: ligand-gated monoatomic ion channel activity. The record is from RefSeq and is a predicted model, not a curated record. Lineage: Eukaryota; Viridiplantae; Streptophyta; Magnoliopsida; Lamiales; Pedaliaceae. Gene Ontology annotation, cellular component: membrane.